This is a messenger RNA of Populus trichocarpa (black cottonwood), 3086 nucleotides long. RefSeq lists its product as uncharacterized. Gene Ontology annotation, cellular component: small-subunit processome; nucleolus. Gene Ontology annotation, biological process: rRNA processing. NCBI's taxonomy places the organism in Eukaryota, Viridiplantae, Streptophyta, Magnoliopsida, Malpighiales, Salicaceae. The record is from RefSeq and is a predicted model, not a curated record. The transcript is spliced from 11 exons. Bases 160 to 2859 code for a protein of 899 amino acids.
CCUCUGUCGCUUAAGAAACCUAACCUUCUUCCUCUACAAAACGGCGUCUCUUCAUCCAUCCCAAUUCCCAACUAGGCAGGCGUGUAUAACUUUGAGUGGAGAUUUUACAAGCACCGCCGCUGUUACCCGAACUAAUCUAGCAUUUGGAAAUACAAAGCCAUGAAGAUGAUAGAGAAGAAGAGAAAAUCGAGAGACGGUAAGAAACAUGAUAGACCACAAAAAUUUACCAAAAAGUCCAAAUUCAGCAAAAAAUACGGCAAGAGUGAGGACGAGAAAAGGCGAACCGGUCCACGCUUACCUCAAUCUCUUAGGAAAGAGCUCGAUCGAAUCAACCCUAAUGACCAGUCCUGCAGUGAAGAAGAUGAAGGUAUUAACGGCGACGUUUAUGAAUACGAGGAAGAAGUGCCUGAAGAGGAAUCAAAGAAGAACCGCCGCUUCGAUUCCGUUGAGAAUUACGAGUAUAAGUUACCUGAGGAUUUUAAGGAUGAGAAUGUUGAAUCGGAUGACGACGAUUAUGACUUUGAUGGUGGCGAAAAAAAGAUUGCUGACCAUAAGGGUAAAAAGGGAGACCUAGAUCAACUUGGUGAUGAUGUUGAAGAUGAAGAUGAUGAACGGCAUCUGAGGAUGUUGCAAGGAAUCACUGGAAUGCCAAGUCAGGCCUUUCAAGGCCGGAAGAAAAACAAAGUUGUUGUAUCCGAGGGAUAUCCAGAGUCUGAAUAUAAUCCUACUCGUGAUGUUCUGGAUGGUGAUGGCCGCAUUGCUAUUGAAGACCUUCUUGAAAGCAUUCAAGGAAAACCUGGUUAUAGAGAGCUUCGAAAUAUAACUCGUCAUGUGGAGAAAAAAGGAAAGCUUCUUCAAGCUCCACUUCCCAAGGAGGAUCGAGACAGGUUAGAAAGGAACGCUGCUUAUGAACAAUCAAAGAAAGAUAUUACAAGAUGGGAGCCUUUGGUCAAGAGGAAUAGGGAGGCACCUACCAUUAUUUUUGAUAAAGAUACAGAUUCAGGGUUUUCAACUGUAGGGGCAAUAGCGUCCGAAUUUGAGCCUAGAACUGAGUUUGAGAAGAAAAUGUCUUCAUUAGUUAAUGAUGACAAGGUUAUGGCAGCUCAUAAAGAAGAUGGCUCAAGGCUUCUUGAAUUAAAUAAGAUAUCCCUUGAAGAUUACGUAAACAGUCGAAAUCAUAUUGCAAAAAUGCGGAGCCUUCUUUUCCGCCAUGAGGUGAAGAUGAAACGCGUCAAGAAGAUAAAAUCAAAAACAUACCAUCGGUUGUUGAAGAAAGAAAGAUUGAAAGGAUCUGUAGGAAUGCCGAUGGAUGCAGAAGAAGCCAAAGAACUGGCAAUGAAGCAAGAGUUCAAACGUGCAGAGGAACGCAUGACCUUAAGGCACAAAAACCAAUCGAAAUGGGCACAACGUAUUGUUAAGCGUGGUUUGGAUGCCCAAGAUGAAGGUACUCGAGCUGCUAUGGCUGAACAACUCCAUCAGCAUGCUCUUUUGACUAGGAAAAUGAACUCUAUGAAUGACAGUAGCAGCAGUGAUGACAGCAGCGAUGAAGAAGAUAGCGAAAAUGCAGGUGGUUCAGAAGAGGACAAGGCACCUAAGUUGCUAGCACAAGCAAGAGAGAAGACAAGACGAGUAUUAGAAGAAGAUGAUGAAGUGCCUGAUUCGGGAGUCCUGUCUUUACCUUUCAUGAAAAGGGCAUUGAAGAAAAAGAAGGAAGCAGCUGAUGAAGAAGGUAGGCUUGCUAUUCAAGAGUUUGAAUCGUCAUUGAUGCAGCUGGAGGAUGCAGAUGGGGCAGAAAUUACAAAAACAGGCAGUGUGAGUGGUCGAAGGGUGUUUGGUGCAUCUAAAAUGCAGGUUAUAGAACCUAAAAAUAAGAUCAGAUCAAGCAGUUAUUCCAGUGAUAGUGAAGCUGAGUUGGAAGCUGAAGAAGACAUUGAUGUUGGUUUAGGCAGAACAGAUGAUGUGCAAAAUAAUAUCGAUGUCAAUUCUGUUUUGCUUGAUGUAGAUGCCAACACUCCUCGGGAUUCUGUUUUGAAGAUUUCUGAACUUGUUAAAGACCUAGGUCCCAAGACGACAUAUGAAGUUUCUAUGCUUCAUUCAGACACAUGGAAAAAGAUGAGCAGCAGUCGAAAUGAAGUUGACACCAAUGGCAAAAGGUCUCGGAAAGUUGUUGAACCUGUUACCCAUAAUCGAGAUAUAGAAUUAGAGGAAGUAGGGGAGGAUAGUGAUGCGGAUAGUGAAGGACAGAUGCUGGAUGGGAUUUUGUCUUCAGAGCACAAAUCAUCUUACAAGCUUCCUUCCCAAGCAGAGCUUAUACGUGAAGCUUUUGCAGGGGAUGAUGUGCAAGAAGAAUUUAGCAAAGAUAAAGAGGAAAUUAUGAACGAGGAAAAUCCUGAACCUGAAAAACCUGUUCAACUUCCUGGCUGGGGCCAAUGGACUCGGGUACAGAAAAAGAAAGGUUUGCCUUCAUGGGUUUUGGAAGAGCAUGAAAAUGCAAAGAGAAAAAGGGAUGAGGCUCUGAGGAAAAGGAAGGAUGCACAUCUUAAACAUGUUAUCAUCUCAGAGAAGUUGGAUAAAAAGGCAGAAAAAUUGCUUACAGGAACACUGCCUUACCCCUUCACAUCGAAGGAAGUUUUUGAGCAGAGCAUCCGCAUGCCUAUAGGGCCUGAAUUCAAUCCUGCAACAGCUGUCAGAGCUCUUAAUCGGCCUGAAGUGGUGAAAAAACAAGGGCUGAUUAUUAAACCAAUCAGAUAUGAAGAUGUGGAUUCCCAUGAAAGAGGGGAGGAGCAUAGAGAAAGUGGACAGAAGCAAAGGAUAAAUCGGAGCCAAGGCAGAGUAAAGGCAGUAGUGGCAAAGUCAUGAUGAGGGGAAGAAGACUGACCGCAUUUUCAGCUCACGAUGUUUUCUAUAGGCUAAGAUUAUUGCGGUUCCUCUGUCCUGGAUUUUGUGUAGAGUUCCUGUAUUUGCCAAUUUUUGGGAUGCAUGAAGUUUCGAUAUUUUUGAAUUUGAGGCAGCUCGAGGUGGCUCUUUUUUGGGGCAUUAAAUUAAGAGAUCAGGCCAAGUCAAGUUUUACUUGGUAAUGUUUGUGA